UGCUUGCAAAGAUGACAAGCGCUGGCCCCCAUUCCGAAUGUGCGUGUCUAUUGACGGAAUAAACGACUUCCAUGGUCCUUCGCAGAGCCUUCUUUUCAUCUGCUCGUACGAGUCAGCCAAUCAAUUGCUUGAUCCUGCCGGCAAGUCAGGUCAAUUAAGCAGACCGGUAAAUCAAUUUAUCGAUCAGCCAUCUCGCUACUGCCGCAAAUCCUUUGCACUCCAUCAAUCAUGACAGAUGGAGUCGCCAUGUCCAAGGGCAAGGCUGUGGGCAGGGACAUGGACAUGGACAUGGACAUGGACAUGGACAAGGUCAAGGUCAAGGUCAAGGUCAAGGUCAUGGUUGCUACGUGGGAGAAUGGGGGCCAUGCUCUUCUCUCCCCGUCUCACUCACAGACGCAUCCCGAUAGCCCCAAGGGACCCCUGAUGCAGAUAAUCUGUACUCUUCACCAUUGCAACAGCUCGGCAGUACUCCGUCUACUACAGGUGCUUGUACGACGCUUGCGAGUCUGGAAUAUGUACCCUACUAGCACAUACACCUCCGUGCACAGACGGCGUCCUCCCAAGGCCAUGUCAUGUUGCCCAUGGCGAGCAAGCCCAAGUGCCUCAUCUCAUGCAUCUUUGCAUGAUAGCAACACCCUCCUUCGACGGGCCCCUUUCAAUCUUCACUUGCUCUCCACCAUAGAAAGGCACCAUCCCGUGGCAUGUAACCAUCACUAACGGAACUCGUCGUCGAGGCAGGCUACUAGCUGCGGAAGUAGUAGCAAUCAUUCAGCUGCAUGUGUUCAUCACCGUUUCUCACGCCCCCAACGUAUACACAUUCAGGCUUGCACCCUGUACAGUAAGGCGACUCUAUCAUUAACUCGCGCAACACUCCCCUGUUCCGUCGCUUUUCUUUUACCCCUCCUCCCUUCCCUACACCCAACUCCCUUCUCUCCGUAGUGCGAUUUCCGAGGUGAGUUGAUGAGUCGACUGGGCAAGGGGAACAAGAGAAACUACUAAUACGGUGUUCCUGUCCCUGGUUACUCAAAAGAACAGCCACGUGAUGGCGACAAAACGGAUCGCUACAGCGCCGUUGUGAUUCG
This is a messenger RNA of Trichoderma harzianum CBS 226.95, 1082 nucleotides long. RefSeq lists its product as hypothetical. The transcript has a single exon. The record is from RefSeq and is a predicted model, not a curated record. Lineage: Eukaryota; Fungi; Ascomycota; Sordariomycetes; Hypocreales; Hypocreaceae. Bases 229 to 717 code for a protein of 162 amino acids.